This is a messenger RNA of Lactuca saligna, 1554 nucleotides long. The record is from the annotation of a GenBank genome assembly. Lineage: Eukaryota; Viridiplantae; Streptophyta; Magnoliopsida; Asterales; Asteraceae.
AUGUUGAGUUUCUUAGAGCAGGUGUCGAUAUACACUCUGACGUUGUUUCUUGGUGCUUCCUUCGUGUUCUUUACAUGGUAUAAUUCGAAAUCAUCAUCCACUUCAUCCACCACCAAGAAACUGCCACCAUCACCACCAAAACUGCCAGUCAUCGGCAACCUCCACCAGCUAGGUGCAAGCGUCCACCACUCCUUUCUAUCUCUGGCCAGACGUUAUGGUGACUCGCUCAUGCUCCUCCACAUCGGCUCAGUCCCAAGCCUUGUGGUCUCAUCAACAGAAGCAGCUCGCGAGAUCAUGAAAACUCAUGAUAUAGCAUUUGCAAGUAGGCCUAACACAAGAAUGUUCAGAGCUAUCUCUUACAAUCUCAAGGAGAUAACAGUCGCUCCUUAUGGAGAAUACUGGAGGCAAGCGAAAAGCAUUCUAACGCUUCAGCUUCUAAGUAACAAAAAGGUUCAAACUUAUAAUGGAUUGAGAGAAAAGGUAAUUGCCGAUUGCGUAGAUAAGAUAACCCAGUGUUUCUUAUCUAACAAGCCGGCAGACUUGAGCGACUUGUUUAGCUCGCUUACAAACGACGUGACAUGCAUGGCGACGUUUGGGAGGACGUAUAACGAAGGGGAGAUUGGGAGGAAGUUCAAGAAGGUGUUGCAAGAGUUCUCGGAGGUGUUGGGUAGCUUUUAUUUUGAGGACUCUAUUCCUCAGCUUGCGGUGGUUGAUCGUCUUAGAGGUCUCAGUGCUAAAGUUGAUAGAGUCGCUGUAGAUUUCGACGAGUUCCUACAAGGCGUGGUCGAUGAGACCAUAAUAAAGGUACGCAAUAACUCUGAAAAAAUUUCUGAAGAUGGUGUGGAAACCUUCAUUGAAGGACUACUCAAGGUUCAGAAGGAAGAUAUUAUCGGCAUCACCAUCGAUGCAGAUGUCAUUAAAGCACUCCUCUUGGACGCAUAUGUCGCUGGAACAGAUACAUCAUCUUCGGUACUUGAAUGGGCGAUGACUGAGCUUCUGUUACAUCCGGAUAACUUGAAGAAAGUCCAAGAUGAGGUAAGAAGCAUUCUUCGUGGAAAAGAAGAGAUAACAGACGAAGAUCUUGACAAGAUGACUUAUCUUAAAGCCGUGAUCAUGGAAACCACCCGCCUCCAUCCUCCCCUUCCGAUUCUACCUCCAAGAGUCGCACGACAUGAUGUUAAUGUGAUGGGGUAUGAUAUUGCAGAAGGAACAAGGGUAUACGUGAACGUUUAUGCAAUUAUGAGGGAUCCUAAAGUGUGGGAAAAAGCCGAAGUGUUUCUACCAGAGAGGUUCUUGGAGUCGUCUAUUGAUUUCGUAAGGCAUAAUUUCGAGUUGCUUACGUUUGGAGCUGGAAGAAGGGGUUGCCCUGGAAGGGUAUUUGCCAUGGCUAUUAAUGAGAAGGUGUUGGCUACUGUUUUAUCAAGAUUUGAUUGGUCGUUGCCACAGGGUGUAAAACCGAAGGACGUAGAUAUGAAUGAAACUUUUGGUCUCGCUAAUCACAGAAAGGUUCCACUACUUGCUCUUGGAAAACCUGUUCCAAUGCAUGCUUGGUAA